AUGUCUCGGCCGGAGGAUACCCUCUCCGCCGACGUGCACUACAAUGACACCGAGGCCCGCAAGUACACGACGAGCUCACGUAUACAAAACAUCCAGGCGUCCAUGACGCAGCGGGCCCUGGAGAUCCUCGAUCUCAGCUCUCCGAGCUUUAUCCUCGACGUCGGAUGCGGCAGCGGCCUCUCGGGGGAGAUGCUCUCGGCGGUGCCCGAGGACGAGGGCGGGCCGCACAUCUGGGUGGGCAUGGACAUAAGCGCCUCGAUGCUAGACGUGGCGCUACAGCGGGACGUCGAGGGCGACCUGCUCCUGGCUGAUAUCGGCCAGGGGGUUCCGUUCCGGGCGGGCACGUUCGAUGCCGCCAUCAGCAUCAGCGCGAUACAGUGGCUCUGCAAUGCCGAGAGCAGCGAGACGUCGCCGGCCGGCCGGCUGUCGAGGUUCUUCAAUGGGCUGUAUGCAUCGCUGAAGAGAGGGGGGAGGGCGGUGUGUCAGUUCUAUCCCAAGAACGACGCACAGCGGAACAUGAUCACCGCCGCCGCGGUCAGGGCUGGCUUCGGUGCCGGUAUCCUUGAGGACGACCCCGACACCAAGAACGUCAAGCUCUACCUUGUCCUGACAGCUGGCGGGACCGCUGCUCGCGGGGAUGGAGGCGAUAUCACGGGCGUGGUCCGAGGCAUGGAAGGCGUUGAUGUUCUGGACUCGAGGAAGACGCUCAGGAGCGGUAAGGGGGAGAUCAAGAAGGGCAGCAAGGCGUGGAUUGUCAAGAAAAAGGAGCAGAUGGAGAGGAAGGGGAAGAUUGUCAAGGCCACGUCCAAGUACACUGGCAGGAAACGGCGGACGGUGUUCUAA
Messenger RNA from Phialemonium atrogriseum, 843 nucleotides. Its product is annotated as S-adenosyl-L-methionine-dependent methyltransferase. NCBI's taxonomy places the organism in Eukaryota, Fungi, Ascomycota, Sordariomycetes, Cephalothecales, Cephalothecaceae. Gene Ontology annotation, biological process: rRNA (guanine-N7)-methylation. The coding region runs from base 1 to 843 and encodes 280 amino acids. Gene Ontology annotation, molecular function: rRNA (guanine) methyltransferase activity. The record is from RefSeq and is a predicted model, not a curated record. Gene Ontology annotation, cellular component: nucleolus. The transcript has 2 exons.